This is a messenger RNA of Debaryomyces fabryi, 1050 nucleotides long. RefSeq lists its product as uncharacterized. The record is from RefSeq and is a predicted model, not a curated record. The transcript has a single exon. Gene Ontology annotation, cellular component: cytosol; Rpd3L complex. NCBI's taxonomy places the organism in Eukaryota, Fungi, Ascomycota, Pichiomycetes, Serinales, Debaryomycetaceae. Gene Ontology annotation, biological process: negative regulation of silent mating-type cassette heterochromatin formation; negative regulation of rDNA heterochromatin formation. The coding region runs from base 1 to 1050 and encodes 349 amino acids.
AUGUUAGAUAGUCAUUCAUUGGACGUGAUAUCGCGGUUUAAACAGUCUGUGUUAUCGAAAGCUUUGCCAGGGCCAGCCCCUGAAAUUGGAGCUACCAGUAGAGGAAAUAAAAUUACGCCAGCCAGGACAAGCGAUAAUUCAUUAAUACCCAAGAUUGUUGAAUAUGAAGGAUCAACACAUUUGGUAUUGACAAAUGAUGCUAUAAUGAAGAGCACUUACAGGAAUAAGCGCAGGUGGCAUGAGAUGUAUGGAGAGAGAGACGAAGAAAGUGAUAGUGAAGAAUAUGAGGAAGAAGACGAUGAAGACAGCGACGAUGAACACCCUUUUAAAAAGCUCAAGUUAACUGAAAUUUUAUCACCUUUAACGCAUCCAUCAGAGAUUAUAUCUCACCCUGCUAUCCUGAAGACAUAUAAGCUGACUAUUUUCAAUAAGAUGUCUUAUGAAUUGAUCGAAUCAAUUGAAUUGGAACAAAACAACUUGAAUUGGUUGAACAAAUUGCUUCUGGUCUUGAAUGGCGAGGACUGGUUUUUUUUGCUAGAGGAGAACCUAGGAUUACUAAAGUAUGACCACGGAUUAAAUGAUGACUCUAAUAAUAAUACAGCCGAAAACGACGAUACUCAUGAAGCUAAACAGGAAGAGCGCAAAUCUGGAAAUAGAUUGCUGAAACAUCUGACCGAAACUAAUGGUCACCAAGAUAAUAAGGAGACUGAUGAGAAACAAGAGAGUGUUGAAGAUCCUCCAAAACGAAUCACAAGAACUUCCACAUCACAAAAUGAAAAAGAAUCAACUGAAGUCAAUGACCCAUUUUUUGCUCUUCCAAAAACCCUAGCCAAAUACGAAGCACAUCAAAAUCAAGUUGUGGACGAAAAUAGUGAUGAAUUACUUAUCAUCCAAGAAGAUUUAAUCAAUUAUUUGCAAGUUAGCGUUCAAAGACAACAAGAAUACAUCAAGAACUUGAUACAAAUAAGAAAUGGAUUAGUUAGAGCUGAAAGAUUAAAACAAGAUUUACAUAAAUGGGGUAAAGAGAUGUACGAUAAAAAAAGUAGUUGA